Messenger RNA from Aspergillus wentii DTO 134E9, 2014 nucleotides. RefSeq names its product anion exchange family protein. The record is from RefSeq and is a predicted model, not a curated record. The transcript is spliced from 7 exons. Lineage: Eukaryota; Fungi; Ascomycota; Eurotiomycetes; Eurotiales; Aspergillaceae. The coding region runs from base 1 to 1530 and encodes 509 amino acids. Gene Ontology annotation, cellular component: plasma membrane. Gene Ontology annotation, biological process: monoatomic anion transport; borate transport; monoatomic ion homeostasis. Gene Ontology annotation, molecular function: solute:inorganic anion antiporter activity.
AUGCAUCAAAAUUCCUAUAACUCCCAUGGAUGGAAACAUCCACGCAUCGGCCGUGGAAUGUUUCACGACGUUCGACGUCGUCUUCCCUAUUACUGGAGCGACAUCAAGGACGCCUGGUCAUACCGGACUAUUGCUUGUACCAUUCGGAUAUAUUUUAUCAAUAUUCUCCCCGCUAUAGCAUACACCCUCGACAUGUACCGUCGAACAGGCCACUUCUUCGGCAUAAACGAAGCAUUGUUCUCCUCUGCCCUCGCCGCAAUGGUGUUUAGCAUCUUCAGUGCCCAGCCAUUGACGAUUGUCGGCAUAACGGGACUGAUAUCCCUGUUCAACUAUACCAUCUUCGACAUCAUCGCCCUCCACGAUCCAUCUAUCUAUCCAACCUUUAUGUGCUGGACGGCGAUCUGGGCUGCUAUCUUUCACUGGAUUGUUGCGUUUUGCAAUCUGUGUGAUUAUAUGCGUUACGUGACUGACUUUUCGGCUGAGUCGUUUGGGAUGUACGUUGGGAUUAUCUAUAUCAUCAAAGGAGUCGAGGAACUCGUGAAUGGGUUUGGCCAAGGCAAUGCAGCUGGGUUUAUGGGGUGCAUGGUUGCCAUUCUAUACUUUGCCACUGUGUACGGAUUGGAAAGGUUGGGCAUGACUGUCCGUUUUCUAGCUGACUAUGCCUACGUAAUUGCAACCAUCUUUUGGACAGGAUUCUCACAUAUCCCCGGUCCUCUCAACGACACGCCCCUUUCUGCCAUCCCCACCAGCCUCGCCUUUCAUCCCACACAGCCUAGAAAUUGGCUUCUUCCAUUCUGGGAGUUGCCGCUGAAAUGGAUCUUUAUUGCCCUCCCGUUUGGGUUUCUCGUUAUGCUCCUGUUUUAUUACGACCAUAAUGUAAGCAGUCUCACAGCCCAGGCAAGGCGGUUUCCUCUGAAGAAGCCAGCGGGUUUCCAUUGGGAUUUCUUCCUGCUGGGAUGUACGGCAUUUGUGGCUGGGAUAUUGGGAAUUCCGAUGCCGAAUGGCUUGGUUCCUCAGGCCCCGGUCCACACCGACUCUCUCACCACAGAAAACGAAGACAAUGACAAUAUCGUCAUCGAACAGCGCAUUUCGCAUUUCAUCAUGGGCCUCGCCAUCAUAGUAACCAUGACACCACCCUUUCUAACAGUCUUGCAUACAAUCCCCGCCCCCAUCUUCGGUGGCGUCUUCCUCAUCGUCGGCUGGGGGUCGAUUGAAUCAAACGGUAUCCUCCGCAGAACCGUUUUUCUGAUAACAGAGAACAGGUUUCUACGUGAUGAAGAGCUGUUGUUGACUAUCCGAAAAAGAAAGAUUAUCCUGUAUCUCGUCUGUCAGAUUCUUUCGGUGGCUGCGUGUGUGGGUAUUUCGCAGACUAUCGCUGCUAUUGCUUUUCCGGUGCUUAUCAUAGCAAUGAUCCCAUUCCGAGUCUGGCUGAUCCCCAGAUGGUUCGACCAGAGUGAACUCGACGUGUUGGAUGCUUUUACGGCGGAUAAUGAGGCUGUUUUGGGUAGUUUGGGUGGCUUGCUGGGAUAAUAAAGAUGCCGCAAAAGCAUCUACAAUAUUUUAUGCCUGAUAUACCUACAUGGUGGUUCUGCAGGACAACGCAGUGGUUAUUUUACAUGCUGGUGUUGCUUUUCAAGAGACUUGUAAAAGCGUUUGAGGGAGCAUGCAUUUUAUUGCCUAUUGAGAAAACUGUUUGCCAUACCAGAGAGCAGUAGGAAUAUCAACAUCUUUCUAUUUCUUCUCUCUAUUCCUUUCCAGGAUUUUAGAUUUCUGGCUCUGAUAGUGAGCGGUCAAGGAGUGAGGAUACUUACAAAGCCUCAUGUUUGCGGAUAGUCGUUAUGAAGCCAUGGAUCCUGCAGUAGCUCCUUCGCUGUACUUCGCUCGUCGGGGUUCCAUUUGAUCAUCCGCUCGACGAAGUUAACAAACAUCCUCUUCUCUUCCCCAUGAAACUUGGAGAGGGUGCUUUCGAAGCUAAAGUUACUAGGGACCAGGUCUUCAUUUUUGAGUGUUCCUG